Molecule: messenger RNA, 1694 nt
Organism: Vitis riparia (riverbank grape)
Lineage: Eukaryota; Viridiplantae; Streptophyta; Magnoliopsida; Vitales; Vitaceae
Product: trihelix transcription factor ASIL2
Exons: 1
Coding region: 356-1450 (364 amino acids)
Cellular component (GO): nucleus
Molecular function (GO): transcription cis-regulatory region binding
Source: RefSeq, a predicted model, not a curated record
AAAAAACAGGGAAGGUCCACCUACCAAGCCGGCAGCAGCAUUCUCACGCCGGUGACGGAAUAGCCAGAACAGCCAAUAACGUCUCACCAAGUAAUCAAUCCAGAGGCCACGUGUCCCAUCUCUGACAGACCUCGACGGACGCCGUCAAAGACCUCAGUUUUUCCCGUCAACCGAUAAAAAAACAACAAUUAACUUGGCCUUCCAAAUCUCCCGUCAAUAAAUUCCGGUCAACCAAAACCCUAAUUCUCUCUCUUCUUUUCUUUCCUUCCGCUGCUUUCUCUCCUUUCUUUCUCUCUCGAGAAUUUCGCAGAUCGCCGAUCUCCGGCUUGUCGGCAGGGGAAGAUAGCUCCGAUCCAUGGAAGACGAUGAGGAGAUCCAGUCACACCCGUCGCCGGACACCGGAUCUCCGGCGUCACCUCGGAGUAACGGCCGGAUCACGGUGACGGUGGCGGCCGCGCCUCCUCCGCAGAACACCUUGACCCUGGCGCUUCCGAUACAGCAGGCGAGGACCGCCGGCAACGGUGGUGGGGGAGGCGGUGGCCGGGAGGAUUGCUGGAGCGAGGGAGCGACGUCGGUGCUGAUUGACGCUUGGGGUGAGCGGUAUCUGGAGCUGAGUAGGGGAAAUCUGAAACAGAAACACUGGAAGGAUGUUGCGGAUAUUGUGAGCAGCCGUGAGGAUUACACGAAAACUGCGAAAACCGAUAUUCAGUGCAAAAAUCGGAUCGAUACGGUGAAGAAAAAGUACAAGCUUGAGAAGGCGAAGAUCGCCGCCGGCGGUGGUCCGAGCAAAUGGCCGUUCUAUCAACGCCUCGAUCAUUUGAUCGGACCCACAGCGAAGAUCGCCUCUGCCAGUCCCGCUACCGCCACGCCGUUGCCGCUGCAGAACGUGCCUCUAGGCAUCCCGGUGGGAAUGAGGUCAGUUCACCAUCAGCAGCCCCAGCAGAAGAAUCCCAAGCAGAAGCAGCAGUUGCGAAGGCGAGCUCCGGUGGAUUCCGAUUCAUCACAGUCAGAGCCAGAGGCCUCACCAGACUCCACUGACAGUUUUCCGCCAGAAACCUUUGAAAGAAAGAGGCCUAGGAUGCAGAGAGAGUUGAAUUCAAACACCCCUCGAAGUGCACCAGUCCGGAGCCGUGGAGGAGGAGGAGGAGGAGGAGGAGGAGGAAGUGCUGCAGAUAAAAAUUGGAGCAACUCAGUAAGGGAAUUGACUCAAGCAAUUCUAAAAUUUGGGGAAGCAUAUGAGCAAGCCGAGACUUCAAAGUUGCAGCAAGUGGCGGAUAUGGAGAGGCAGAGAAUGAAGUUUGCCAAGGAGCUAGAGUUGCAGAGAAUGCAGUUUUUCAUGAAGACUCAAUUGGAGAUAUCUCAGCUGAACCAUGGGAGAAGGGUUGGGAAUAACAGUAUUCACCGAAACAACAACAAUAACAAUAACAACAAUAGUGAUAGCAGCAACUAGAUUAGCUUAUUAGAAAUUAGGCUUACCCAGAUGAAAAUUUGUGUUGCAAUUGUUAAUUUGAAAUGUACCGCUUUCUCAAUCUCAAUCCUUAUUUAUCACAACCUGUAACCUUCCCUCAAAAUGCUCAAAUUCAUUGGGGUAGUGCUGAUUAAUCUAAGUGUUGCUCUUGUACUGUUGUACAUACAUGGUAAGAGUUUUGUUGUUUAAAAUUUACAUUGACAUUGUAUAUCUUUGAUGAUGUAAA